Molecule: messenger RNA, 2874 nt
Organism: Fomitopsis serialis
Lineage: Eukaryota; Fungi; Basidiomycota; Agaricomycetes; Polyporales; Fomitopsidaceae
Product: 26S proteasome regulatory complex non-ATPase subcomplex Rpn1 subunit
Exons: 11
Coding region: 1-2874 (957 amino acids)
Biological process (GO): regulation of protein catabolic process; proteasome-mediated ubiquitin-dependent protein catabolic process
Cellular component (GO): nucleus; proteasome regulatory particle, base subcomplex; proteasome complex
Molecular function (GO): enzyme regulator activity
Source: RefSeq, a predicted model, not a curated record
AUGCCUGAACCAACUAUUGCAAUCCCGGUUACUUCUGAGGACCCGAAGAAGAAGAAGGAGGAGAAGGAGGGUGAGGAGAAAGCUGAUGGUAAGCUGAAGGAGGAUGAGAAGGCGGGAGAGGAUCUGUCGGAGGAGGACCUUCAGCUCAAGAAUGAGCUAGAAAUGCUGGUUGAACGACUCAAGGAACCUAACACGGAUCUGUACCGACCUGCUCUGGAGACACUUCGGACACUGAUCAGAACUUCCACGUCCUCUAUGACAUCUGUUCCGAAACCUCUGAAGUUCCUGCAUCCGCACUAUCCCGAGCUGCAGUCAUUGUACGAGACAUGGGCGCCCUCAGAGAACAAGAGCUUGUUCGCAGAUAUUUUGUCUGUGCUCGCUAUGACGUACUCGGACACCGAGCCGCGAGGCACUCUCCGCUACCGCUUGCUCUCCGCGUCCCUCAAGCCCGCAGGCUCGCAAAUCUCGGAACCGGGCUCAUGGGGACAUGAGUACGUCCGUCACCUAGCUGCAGAGCUAGGAGAGGAGUACAGUGCACGCAUACUUGGCGAGUCGGACACCACCGCUGCUCUGGAGAAAGACUCGGAAGCCGCACAGGAAGCGAUGAAGGCUCCGCAGGUCAUUGGGAACAUCGACGACCUCCAAGAUCUGGCCAUGGUGUGCGCGGCAUUCUUGCUCCACCACAACGCAGAACCAGAUGCUGUCGACCUCUUGGAGGAGUUGGAGAUUGUUGACCGGAUAUCGGAGCUCGUGGACGAGAAUACGUAUGAGCGGAUAUGCCAGUACAUGAUUCGCUGCGUAAAUCUGCUACCCCCACCAGACGACCGCGCAUUCCUCCGGACAGCACACAAUAUCUACGGCCAGCAACACAAAUUCCCCCAAGCACUCGCACUCUCAAUACGUCUCGGCGACCCUGAGCUGAUUCGCAAGGACUUUAACGCCCCAGCAAACCCUUUGAUGAAGCGUCAGCUCGCAUUCAUGCUCGCCCGCGCCCAAAUCCCACGAGAAUGGAUCGACCCGCAAAUGUCAGAGGAUGGUGUAGACGAGGGCGAGUCAGAGUUGCCAGAGGACGUCGUGGAGUGCUUGAGCAAUACACACUUGAGUGAGCACUUCCGGGACUUUGGCAAGGAGCUGGGUGUUCUGGAGCCGAAGAGCUUGGAGGAUGUGUACAAGUCACAUCUUGAAAACACAAGAACGUCUGCGGCUGCGAAUGUCGACUCGGCGCGGGGUAACUUGGCUGGCACAUUCGUCAAUGCCUUCGUCAACGCUGGCUUCGGCAACGACAAGCUCAUGGUCGAGGCCGAGGAGGGCAACAGCUGGAUCUACAAGAACAAGGACCAUGGUAUGUUGAGUGCCGCAGCAAGUCUUGGUCUCAGUCUUCUGUGGGACACGGACGUCGGUCUCAGCCAUGUCGACAAAUACACCUACGUCCCGGAAGAGUACAUCAAGGCGGGCGCGCUCCUCGCGACAGGUAUUCUCAACUGCGGUGUACGAACAGAAGCCGACGCGGCCCUAGCCCUGCUCGGCGAAUACGUCGAGAACAAAGCUGCCUCGCUGAAGAUCAGCGCCAUUGUUGGUCUUGGUCUCGCCUACGUUGGCUCGCACAGGGAAGAUCUCCUGCAGAUGCUCAUUCCGACCGUCAGCGACGAUGGCAUCUCGAUGGAGAUCGCGUCUCUGACUGCACUAUCACUCGGCUUCAUCUUCGUUGGCAGCGGGAAUGGCGAAAUCGCCAGUACGAUCCUGCAGACGCUGAUGGAACGCGAGGACAAGCAGCUUGAGGAAAAGUGGACGAGGUUCAUGUUGCUUGGUCUGGCGCUUCUCUACCUCGGCUUGCAGGACGGCUCUGACGCGACCAUCGAGACCCUCAAGGCGAUCGAGCACCCGAUCUCGAAGCAGGCGGUCAUCCUCGUACAAACGUGCUCGUACGCGGGCACGGGUGAUGUCCUCAAGAUCCAGGAGAUGCUUCACCAUUGCGACGAGCAUAUCGUAAAGCCAUCGAAGGACGAGAAGAAGGACGGUGAGAAGAAGGAUGAGAAGGAUGCCGCGCCGGAGGAGCCCCCCAAAGACGACACCUUCCAGUCCUUUGCUGUUCUGGGUAUUGCGUUGGUCUCGAUGGGCGAGGAGGUCGGCUCAGAGAUGUCCAUGCGGACACUGAACCACCUCAUGCACUAUGGAGAGCCUGUCAUCCGGAAAACGGUCCCUCUAGCCCUCGGCCUCCUCAGCGCAUCAAAUCCUCAGCUUCCCGUACUCGACACCCUCUCGAAGUACAGCCACGACAACGACCUCGCCGUCGCACUCAACGCGAUCUUCGCCAUGGGUUUGGUCGGUGCUGGAUCCAACAACGCCCGGCUCGCACAGAUGCUCCGACAACUAGCGGGCUACUACUACAAGGAGCCUGAUUGCUUGUUCAUGGUCCGCAUCGCGCAGGGACUCGUACAUAUGGGCAAGGGGACGCUCACUAUCAAUCCGUUCUUCUCGGACCGCAACAUCAUGAGCAGAACAGGUGUGGCGGGUUUGUUGGCUACGCUGCUCGCGUUUACAGACGCGAAAGGCUUCGUGCUCGACAAGUACCACUGGAUGUUGUACUUCCUCGUGACGGCGAUGUAUCCGAGGUUCCUCAUUACCCUCAACGAGGAACUCAAGAGCUUCCCGGUCACCGUCCGCGUUGGUCAGGCCGUCGACGUCGUCGGCCAAGCCGGCAAGCCAAGAACGAUCUCCGGCUUCCAAACGCACUCGACACCAGUACGGUUGGGCACGACGGAGCGGGCCGAGCUCGCGACGGAGGAGUUCAUCCCCUUCGCGCAUGUGCUGGAGGGCUUCGUCAUCCUGCAGAAAAACCCGGGGUACGAGAAGGAGGACCAGAUGGAGCUGUAG